This is a messenger RNA of Gloeophyllum trabeum ATCC 11539, 153 nucleotides long. RefSeq lists its product as uncharacterized. The transcript is spliced from 2 exons. The record is from RefSeq and is a predicted model, not a curated record. NCBI's taxonomy places the organism in Eukaryota, Fungi, Basidiomycota, Agaricomycetes, Gloeophyllales, Gloeophyllaceae. Bases 1 to 153 code for a protein of 50 amino acids.
AUGUCCCAUAUGAUCCUGCCAUGUUUCCAUGUGCUCGCCCUAGGUCCUAGAGGUAGCCUCGAUGCCUCCGGCCGCUUGCUGACUGAUACGUUCCGUCCGGCCGUCGAUUUAUGUCCGCUGACUCAGUCGCUUGACGGCAACGAAGGGGCGUGA